AUGGCAGCGGCUCUCAAUAGGUUUAUUAGCCGCUCAUCAGAUAAAUGCCAUGUCUUCUUCCAAACUCUUAAGAAGCAAAGCCGACGAAGUUUCAAGUGGACGGAAGAUUGCGAUGCAGCCCUCACCAAGCUGAAAUCCUAUCUUUGUUCGGCCCCUCUUCUUGUCAAACCAGUAGCUUUUGAAACUCUCCAUCUCUAUCUAACUGUCUCUCCACAUGCCGUAAGCUCGGCACUUGUCCGACGGGAAGGCCUUGAGGACCAACCAAUCUACUUUUCUAGCCGAACCUUACUCCCAGCACAGACUAGAUAUCUGCCACUGGAGAAGCUACUUCUAGCAUUGGUUACAGCAGCUCGGAAAUUGCUCCCUUAUUUUCAAGAGCACCCAAUCAUAGUUCUCACGGAGUUUCCACUUAAAAAUCUUUUGAGGAAGGCUAAUCUAUCAAGCAGAGCCCAAGUAUUGGCAGACUUCAUUCCUGAAUUCACCCCUGGAAGCCCGGACGAAGAAACAUUGGUCAAGCCUAAUUAUGGAAUGCUAGAACAACAAGAGGCUCGGAAAAUUUGGAACUUAUUCAGCGGAGACGUUUGGAAGUUACACGUUGAUGGGGCAUCAAACACCAACGACGCGGGUGCAGGGGUUGUCCUGCUGAUCGUCAAUCAAGUAACAGGUGAUUACGAAGCCCGGGACCCAAGAAUGAUAAAGUAUCAAGCUACGGCUCUAGAGCUAAUCAGAGGGUUCAAAGGAUUCCAAAUCGAACAGAUCAACAGAGAGAACAACGCUCAUGCCGACGCUCUAGCAAGUUUGGCCUCGGCAAGCAAAGCAUCUGAAUACCGACACAUCAGCCUCGGCGAGAUCCACCAGCCAAGCUUCGAAGUCUCGGAAGAAGUAUUCAACAUUUCCCUCGGCCCAAGUUGGAUGGAUGAGAUCGUCUCGUUCCUCAAAGAUGAUACGCUACCCUCAGACAAAAAUGAGGCCCACCGUGUACGCAGUAAUGCAGCCUACUAUUGGAUCUCUGAGCACGGCCAACUCUACAGAAAAAGCUUCACAGGGCCAUAUCUAAGAGUGGUUCAUCCAACCGAGGUCCCAAUUAUUUUGACCGAACUUCACUCUGGAAGCUGCGGUUGUCACUCUGGCCGGCCCUCCCUCUGUCAAAGAGCUCUCAGUCAAGGAUACUUCUGA
Molecule: messenger RNA, 1176 nt
Organism: Rhododendron vialii
Lineage: Eukaryota; Viridiplantae; Streptophyta; Magnoliopsida; Ericales; Ericaceae
Exons: 3
Coding region: 1-1176 (391 amino acids)
Molecular function (GO): nucleic acid binding
Source: RefSeq, a predicted model, not a curated record